Molecule: messenger RNA, 675 nt
Organism: Trifolium pratense (red clover)
Lineage: Eukaryota; Viridiplantae; Streptophyta; Magnoliopsida; Fabales; Fabaceae
Product: probable protein phosphatase 2C 43
Exons: 3
Coding region: 1-675 (224 amino acids)
Biological process (GO): protein dephosphorylation
Molecular function (GO): protein serine/threonine phosphatase activity
Source: RefSeq, a predicted model, not a curated record
AUGAUUCCAUUUCUAAAACAUGUUGUUUUUGGGACCCCUUAUCAGCAGUAUGGUCAAAUUGAAGACCCUCAGGCAUUUCAUAAUGACCCUCUGGCGUGGUCGAGGCCACUGGUUAAGCAUUACUGGGGCGAAUUCUCCAUGGCUGCAGUUCAGGCAAAUGUGGAUAUGGAAGAUAAGUGCCAAGUUGAAGUUGGCAUUGAUUCAAUCUUUGUUGGAGUUUAUGAUGGCCAGAAAGGCGACACCGUUUCCAUCUUGCUUAGAAAUCAUAUCUUCCGUCAAAUUAUCGUGCUUAUUCAGGAGAAUAAUAACAAUAUGAAUAAGAAUAUUCUGGAGCGAGCUGUUGCCCGAAUUGAGAUAGCUUUUAUGAGAGGGACGUUAUAUGCCGCCAAUGUUGGAAACUCGCGUGCUGUACUCGGUUCUAUGACGGAUGUUGGUAAUCUUAAAAGAUUGGUCGUUAAACAGUUGGUUAGAGAUCACAAUUUAUAUGAUGGAAAUAUUCAAAAACAAGUUAGAAACUUGCAGCCGGAUACUAAUGAUGAUUAUAAUGACAAGUAUGUCUCCAUGUUAUUCAUUAGAGACAGAGGUUUAAUCGAUACAACUAGAUGCAUAGGAUAUUCAUAUUUGAAGGAGGAGAUCAGUGAAGGCGUCGAAAUCCCAAGUUGGGAAAGAAUGUGA